GCGGGGGCGGAAUUUCAUUUCCUUUCUACUUGUCUUCAUCAUGCCGCCAAAAUCUCGAAAGAAAAAUGCAACUCCAUUGAACAUCAUGGUCACUGGGUUCUCUGGAGUUGGCAAAACAGCGUUUGUUCGAACCUUUUGCGAGACUUUAACUGAGCAGGACACCGACCCCAUUCCAGAAUUGACUGGUCCACUGUCAAAGACAGAAAAACCUUAUCCUGUGUCUCUGGAUUUUGACUAUGAAGGGGAGAGGAUUGCUUUGACUGUCAUCGAUACUCCGGGAUUUCAAGUCAAUACAUCGAUAGAAAAGAGCCUGCAGGAAAUAACAGAAUACAUUGAACAACAGUUUGAUCUUGCCAUUGCCGAGGAACUCAAAGUGAAGCGAAAUCCAAAAGCUGUAGAUACCCGAGUCCAUGCAUGUCUCUACUUUCUCGAUGCAAAUGACCGCUCACUCGGCGCUAACGACUUGGCGAUUUUGAAGAGACUUAGUACGCGCGUUAACGUUAUACCGGUCAUCAGCAAAGGCGACACGUUGACUAUUGCCCAAAAGGCGGUCAUCCAGCCCACCAUUAUGCACGAAAUUUUUGAUCGAUAUAAAAUUCCGAUCUUUGGGUACCCUGAUCUGGAUGAGGAUGAAGAAUUCGAGGUGCUGGAUACCGUACAGGAAGAGGAUGAAGAGGAAGAGGAAGCCGACACCGAGGAGCACAAUCUACCCAAUGGCCAGGAAAAGAAGUCCCAGAAUGCUGUUGAUCAGCAAUCUUCACUGUACGACGAGAUUUGUAACGAGACCGACGUUGACACUCUGGACGAGGAAACGCGAGGUCUUGUUGAGUAUCUUCGAAAAAGUCCCUACGUCCUGAUAUCAUACGAAGAAGAUCCCAGGACCGGCAGACCCAUCGUCAUCAAGGGAGAUCCAAACCGGCAGCAACACAUGGAUGAAGAGCAAAUGGCUAUGUCACCUCAGCCAGGCUCUUUGAAUACCAAUAUCAUUGGCCGACAAUACCCUUGGACUACUCUGGAUUGUCUCAAUCCUCAAUUCAGCGAUUUCUCGAUUUUGAAGACUCUAUUGCUCUCAACACAUCGCAAAUUGCUCAUCACGGAGACGGUCGAAAGGUUCUACGAAGGUUACCGAACCGAAAGACUGUUGCUCCGAAAGGCGAACAAGACCAUGAGUGUGGUUAUGGGUAAGAAGAUUCUGGAAGAGCUGCAUCACAUUUAACGAAGGUCCCCCCCUCCCCCAUAUACAGACGCCUCCCCAUAUGAGCUGUUACUCACCCUACUUUUCUAAAAGUUAAUGCCUGCUACUCUUUAUCUCUUACCCUUACAUCGCACUUGUUACCGAUUAAAUACCAACCUUAUUUUUUUUUUUUUUUUACA
Messenger RNA from Umbelopsis ramanniana AG, 1374 nucleotides. RefSeq lists its product as uncharacterized. The transcript has 2 exons. Gene Ontology annotation, biological process: cytoskeleton-dependent cytokinesis. Gene Ontology annotation, molecular function: GTP binding; molecular adaptor activity; GTPase activity. The record is from RefSeq and is a predicted model, not a curated record. Lineage: Eukaryota; Fungi; Mucoromycota; Umbelopsidomycetes; Umbelopsidales; Umbelopsidaceae. Bases 41 to 1216 code for a protein of 391 amino acids. Gene Ontology annotation, cellular component: microtubule cytoskeleton; cytosol; cell division site.